GAACUCUAUUACUCCUCUGAAAUGGCAUGCUUGUGGUUGGGUGGGAUGAUGCAUGGUAAAGAGGCUACUGCUCAACAGCCCUAUACCUACUAAGGCCAAUCUAAGUCUGAUGCAAACUGAACUGGAAUCAAUGCUAUUAUUACACUGUUAUGGACAUGUAUAUGUGUGGGGUAGGGUGGAAGUAGCCCUUGAUCAUGACUCUCAGUUCCAUUACAUUACACAUACAGUUGUCGGAAGUUUACAUACACCUUAGCCAAAUACAUUUAAACUCAGUUUUUCCACAAUUCCUGACAUAUAAUCAUAGUGAAAAUUCCCUUUCUUAGGACAGUUAGGAUCACCACUUUAUUUUAAGAAUGUGAAAUGUCAGAAUAAUAGUAGAGAAUGAUUUAUUUCAGCUUUUUUCUUUCAUCACAUUCCCAGUGGGUCAGAAGUUCACUCAAUUAGUAUUUGGUAUCAUUGCCUUUUAAAUUGUUUAACUUGGGUCAAAUGUUUUGGGUGGCUUCCACAAGCUUCCCACAAUAAGUUGGUUGAAUUUUUGGCCCAUUCCUCCUGACAGAGCUGGUGUAACUGAGUCAGGUUUGUAGGCCUCCUUGCUCGCACACGCUUUUUCAGUUCUGCCCACAAAUGUUCUAUAGGAUUCAGGUCAGGGCUUUGUGAUGGCCACUCCAAAACCUUGACUUUGUUGUCCUUAAGCCAUUUUGCCACAACUUUGGAAGUAUGCUUGGGGUCCUUGUACAUUUGGAAGACUCAUUUGCGACUAAGCUUUAACUUCCUGACUGAUGUCUUGAGAUGCUGCUUCAAUAUAAUAAUAAUAAUUCAUAAUUCUCAUGCCUCAUGAUGCUAUCUAUUUUGUGAAGUGCACCAGUCUCUUCUGCAGCAAAGCACCCCCACAGCAUGAUGCUGCCACCCCUGUGCUUCAUGGUUGGGAUGGUGUUUGUUUUUUUCACAUCAAAAUACGUUCAUCUCUAGGAGACAGAACGCGUCUCCUUCCUGAGAUGUAUGACGGCUGUGUGGUCCCAUAGUGUUUAUACUUGCAUACUAUUGUUUGUACAGAUGAACGUGGUACCUUCAGGCGUUUGGAAAUUGCUCCCAAGGAUGAACCGAGACUUGUGGAGGUCUACAAUUUUUUUCUAAGGUCUUGGCUGCUGUCUUCUGUUUUUCCCAUGAUGUCAAGCAGAGGCACUGAGUUUGAAGGUAGACCUUGAACUACAUCCACAGGUACACUUUCAAUUGACUCAAAUGAUCAGAAGCUUCUAAAGCCCUGACAUAAUUUUCUGGAAUUUUCCAAGCUGUUGAAAGGCACAGUCAACUUGUAUGUAAACUUCUGACCCAUUGAAAUUGUGAUGCACUGAAAUAAUCUGUCUGUAAAAAAUUGUUGGAAAAAUUACUUGUCAUGCACAAAGUAGAUGUCCUAACCGAUUUGCCAAAACUAUAAUUUGUUAACAAGACAUUUGAUGAGUGGUUGAAAAACUAGAUUUAAUAACUCCAACCUAUGUAAACUUCCGACUUCAACUGUAAGUCAAUUGGACGAAGGCGUCUUCUGUACGAGGAAGUUUUGUUAAGAGCCGCGAAGCUCGGUUUGAACAUUAUCACGGAUCGCUUGCUGUACGGUUUUGGAAGCAUACGGACCUUCGCUUUCAUAUCAGCAAGGAAAAAAUAAAUACAUGAAUAAAGGUUCAAUUGAUGCACACCUUUUUAUAGGGUUAGGGUUCCCGCAUGGUCAUAUUUCCAUGUUACAGAAAACAGAUGGAAGACAGUGGACUACCUGUGCUAAUUAGCUAUCUGAGUCUCCUAACACUUGUGUGUAAAUGGAAGAUGGACGCCACAAACGUGUUGUCACUUAAAAAUACUGUCAACUGCAACUGUUAAAACCGGUUAAGACAGUGUACAGUAAGUGUGUAUUUUGCAUUUGUGAAAUAAUUUUUGAUGUGAUAUGAAAGUAGAGGGAUUUAGGUUUCUAGAACCGUACCGCAAUUGAGAAUCGAUUCGCAUUUAGAUGGAGUAUUUGGCUGUUUAUGCUUCCAGAGCCAAUUCACCCUUUAAAUAGAAGUCCUUUAGUCCAAUAUUGGGCCGGUGGAAGAGGAUCAAUAAUUAUUCUCAAAUUACAUUGGUUCAUUAGUCAUUUGUGAUGUCUUGUCAUUAAAAAUCUUUUUUCAUCCGGACUCGGUCAGAUACAGAAACACGAGUCAUAGACACACAUUGCAGCGGAACAAUUGAAUCAAAGCUCUAACUGUUCCCCCUACGGAAGCGUUUUGAUAUUGCACCGCAACGUUCACGUGUAAACAACUUGUAUGAUUUUGUUCUACAUACUUUAUGUAGACAUAUUUCUUUUCGUACGUGUCGCUUCAGUAGUUAAUACUAAUAAACCGUAAUUCAGCAACUAGUUUAAUCUUCAAAUACAUCCACCUUAUUUGGAGUGAAUAUGGCUUCACUAUCACAACAGGGCGAUGAUAGCGACGAUGGCAUGGACGACUUUAUGGAGAAAUUCAAGAAAGAGAAAUAUAGCAACGCCUUUUCCGAGAAGAACUGGGAAGAGGAGUUCGAUAAGGUGCCUAUGUUCAUGAAGACGGCGCCUGAUGAGAUUGACCCCAUGAAACACCCGGAGCUGGCUGCUAUUCAGUCCAUCAUCCACGACGAUGACAGACCACUAGAGGAGCAAGCCGAGAGCCUGAAAGAUGAGGGGAACGACUACUUCAAAGAGAAGAACUACAAGAAAGCUAUAGUGUCCUACACAGCUGGACUGAAGAAGAACUGCAGUGACUCUAAUGUCAAUGCCAUCCUUCUCACUAACCGAGCAGCAGCACACUUCCACCUGGGUAACAUGCGCUCUGCACUGAAUGAUUCUGUCGCUGCAAAGAAGUUUAAACCAGACCACCUCAAAGCAUUAAUUAGAGGUGCCUCAUGUUGUAUGGAGCUGAAAAAAUAUACAGAUGCCCUGCUGUGGUGUGAGGAGGGGCUCAAGCUGCAGCCCACAGACAAGAAGCUACUGGAUCUGAGAGCUACAGCAGAUAAACACAAGAGAGCAGCAGAGAGAGAUGCCAGGAAGGCGAAGGUUAAAGAAAAGAAGGAGUUCAGUGAGAGAGAGGCUCUGCUGGCUGCUAUAAAGGGGCGUGGCAUCAAGUUACUGAAGCCUAAACAGCGUCCUAAGCGCAGCUCUGACAGUGACGAUGAUAAUAGAGGCCCCUCUAGAGCCAUGGCAGGCCUGGACCUGGACGGUCUGUGUUCUGUGGAGGCCACAGGGGCCACGGUGUUCCUGGAUGAACAGGGUGUCAUGCAUUGGCCAGUCCUAUUCCUCUACCCCGAACACCAACAAACAGACUUCAUCUCAGCCUUCAGCGAAUCCUCCAGCUUUCUUGAUCACCUGACUCUCAUGUUUGGAGAGGAACUCCCACCUUGGGACACUAACCGGAAGUACUCUCCCCAAAACCUCCAGCUGUUCUUUGAAGACUAUGAGAAAGAGUCCUUAUAUCAAGUCAAUCCAGAGACGCCUCUCAUUAAAAUCCUUCAGCAUAAAAGGUGUUUUGUAAAAGCAGGAAGUCCCAGCUUUGUCAUUCUGGUAAAAGGGUCGCCGUUUUGCGAGAAGUUCUUAUCAGAAAGGAAAACCAUUCGACUGUAAUGACACCUCAUUAAUCAGCCUAGACCUGUCAAUCUCAGACUACUGGUAUGAACUCUUUCCCACCAAUCGGAAAGGACUGUACUCCUCUCCAUUCCCUGCCCAAAGUAAAUGUAAAAGUGUAGAUUUAGCUAUUUAAGAGCAGAGAUUAAUGUUAUGUUUGGGAGCCUUUACAUUGUUCCACAUAUCUCCAACAUACUAUGUGAUUGGCAAGAUUGCAGUGUUCAUUACUGUAUGUAUAGAUCAAAUUCUACAUCAGUGUCAAUCUGGGAACCUGUCAUAAUCUGUUAUAAUUAAGUCACCAUGUCACUUACUAAAAGGCCUUACAACAAA
Oncorhynchus keta (chum salmon) is the source of this 3946-nucleotide messenger RNA. RefSeq names its product tetratricopeptide repeat domain 4 (gene ttc4). Gene Ontology annotation, cellular component: mitochondrion; cytoplasm. Gene Ontology annotation, molecular function: Hsp90 protein binding; ATP binding; proline-tRNA ligase activity. Gene Ontology annotation, biological process: prolyl-tRNA aminoacylation. The record is from RefSeq and is a predicted model, not a curated record. NCBI's taxonomy places the organism in Eukaryota, Metazoa, Chordata, Actinopteri, Salmoniformes, Salmonidae. The transcript is spliced from 10 exons. Bases 2423 to 3616 code for a protein of 397 amino acids.